Molecule: messenger RNA, 501 nt
Organism: Clunio marinus
Lineage: Eukaryota; Metazoa; Arthropoda; Insecta; Diptera; Chironomidae
Source: the annotation of a GenBank genome assembly
AUGGAUCUUCUUCAAAUGACAUACGUGGUUCCUUCUGGCAAUGAUUUCUUGCAUACUUUUUUAAGCUCUCGUUUUGAACAGUCAACAGAUGCAAAAGAUCCAUCCACUGACUUUAAUAAAUUCUUUACUGACACUAUUUCAGUAUCUUUACCAUUAUUUGAGAAUAAAAUUAAUAAAUUAGUUUUAGUUGCUAUUGCUUUUUUAAGAUCUUUUGGUGUUUCGAUUUCUAUAAUUGUAACUACAGUAUUAAUAACUUUGAAAAUUUUGGGUUCACAACGUAAACAAAUUUUUUCACUGAACACACCGAAGGCAGUAAACGGCAAAAAAUUACCAAACUUCUCUCAACCAUCUGUUGCUCGUAAGACGUUCAUCGCUCCAAAAUUCAUUAAACUCAUAAAAAUUUCAACAUAUGAUCUCAUCCUGAACUUCCAAUCAUCAACCGUAUUAAUGUUCGAUGAUGCUUGUCUUUAUUAUUUGAUCCCGUUACCUAAAGCACUUUGA